GUCCCGCUUUGAUGAAGCGGUCCAUGCAGAUAUCACGACCAGCCCAUUCCCUCGAGCUCCACUGUUCUGAAGUUGCAGGAGCGAUGAAGUUCGAGGACUUGCUGAUGGAGAGGAGCGAGGAGAGUCAACAAAGAGCAGACCUCGAGAACGAGGUUUUGAAGCUGCAAGCGGAGCUAGAAGGGGAGCAGGCACUCAAUAGGGCUCUCAACUGUGCCCUUCAUGGCCCAGUCACCGCCCAUCCUUGUCUCUCUUCUUUGCUCCCUCCUCAGGUUCAGAAGCUGUUCUCGGAAUUGGCAAUGGUGGAGGAAGAGAUUGUUUGGCUAGAGAGAAAAGUGGAGGAGAUGAAGCUGAGGCUUUACGAGGAGAGAAAGCGAACAAAGGAUUGGCAGAUGAUGCUGCAGCCCAGGGCCAGGUGCCGCGCCCCACCAAACCAUCUCUUCUGCAGUGGGCUCGAGUACGGGCCCAACUCCGAGCUCAAGAAACUUGAUCACCGCCCCGUCAAACUGCAGAACUCAGAAGAGAAGAGCAAACACGGAGUGCUGAGGCAGAGGAGGGCCUCUGUGGGCUCUGCUUCAGAUAUCCAAAGCAUGAGUUCCUCAAGGUCCAACGAAGAAAUCACCGAGAAACCCCGGAAGAACAUCGGAAGAAGUAUCUAUCCCGAUCCUUUAGAUAGUGCUGUCGAGAAACCGAAUGAGCUCUCUGAAGAGCUGAUCAAGUGCCUCAUAGAAAUAUUCCUCGAGCUGAACAGAUCUCCACAGGAUUACCAAGAUGGAAACAACAAUGCCUCGAAACUCGCCCUCACAUGCAUGACCUCGAAAUCUUUCACAGGAAGGACCUCAUUUAGCAAUGACAAUCCAACAAAUCUCGAUCCUUAUGGUAUCUUCUCGGAUUCUGAUGGCACAAGUUUUCGAGAUGUUGGGCCCUACAGGAACUUCAUCCAAAUAACUAGAGGCUCCCUCGAAAUCUCACGCUUUCCUGAGUGCUUGCUUGCGAUCAGGAAGUUAAGGGCUUUGCUGCAGAAAUUGUGCGAUGUGGACCUGACAUUUUUAACAUACAAGCAGAAAUUAGCUUUCUGGAUCAACAUUUACAAUGCCUGCGUAAUGCAUGUACUGCAUUUCUAGAACAAGGCCUGCCUUCCACACAGGAGAAACUGCUAGCUCUAAUGAAUAAGGCAUUAUUCCUUAUUUACCGCACGAAUUUUUUAUACCCUCUCGAGUUUCUUCAGAAACGAUAAUGAAUGGUUCUGCUGCAGGCUGCACUUAAUGUAGGUGGCAUAGUGCUCAAUGCUCUGGCGAUGGAACACUUCAUUCUUCGGCAUCCUUGUGAAGGAAAGCAAGGGUUGAUGGAUGAGAAAGAAAUGUUGCUUCGACACGCCUAUGGUCUCGGAUUUCCAGAACCAAAUGUCACAUUUGCCCUUUGCAGAGGAAGCUGGUCCUCGCCAGCGUUACGGGUGUACACGCCGGAGGAGGUUGUGAAUGAACUGGGAAGAGCUAAGGUGGAGUACUUGGAGGCUACAAUUAUGGUCACUGGCAAGAGGAAGAUAGUUCUGCCCAAGCUCCUGCAGUGGCACAUGAGGGACUUCGCCGACAACCUCGGCUCACUUCUAGAGUGGAUCUACAGCCAGCUGCCCCGUUCGGGCCCAUUGAAGAGGCUGCUUAUGGAGUGCUUAAACUACGGGGCCAAAUCCUCAGCCGCAAAGAUGGUGGAAGUCCGGGCAUACGACCCCAAGUUCCGUUACCUUCUGGCCCUGUGAGAAGAACCAGCCUGUUAACCGAAGUCGACGAUUGGUUGGAUUCUUCAAAUUACAGUUCGGAAAUUCAGUACAGAAGCAAGAAGUGGUUUAAAGAUCGGAUCAGAAGUAAUCGCGCCAACAUAUAUCAUUCAUUAUUUGGGUGAUUCGUCGUAAAUGUAUACGAAUAACUCAUGCAAUACUGCGAUUUAUAUCUGACUGCCUAAGCUUAUUAUAAUGUAAUUCAUUAUAAACAGAGUGAUAUAUAUGAUCAAUAAAGAUGCAUUUUUGUAUU
Messenger RNA from Punica granatum (pomegranate), 2024 nucleotides. The record is from RefSeq and is a predicted model, not a curated record. NCBI's taxonomy places the organism in Eukaryota, Viridiplantae, Streptophyta, Magnoliopsida, Myrtales, Lythraceae.